UUCCGACUGGCACAGACGAUGAUAUUUGCCAUUGAAGAAAUAAACCGGAAUGCGAAUCUCCUCCCAGGGAUCACACUCGGGUAUAAGAUCUACGAUGACUGCUCAUCCCCCGCGAUCGCCUCGAAAAGAGCGCUGGCUUUGAUCAACGGGGAGGACGAAUCAAUUGAAUAUCUUCAUUGUAGAGGUUCCUCCAACGUCGCUGCCAUUGUUGGCUGCGAUAUGUCUACAAAUUCCAUGGUAACGGCAAGGACAAUGGGAUCCUUCGCGAUUCCGCUGGUUAGUUACUACUCCACCUGCUCCUGCCUCAGCGACAAAAGAGAAUACCCGACCUUUUUCAGAACUAUCCCCGGCGACCAAUACCAGUCCAAACUCCUCGCUGAGCUGGUGAGAAUCUUUGGCUGGACAUGGAUCGGAGCUAUUAGAAGUAACACCGAUUAUGGUAAUUUUAGAAUGCAAGGAUUCCUGGAACAUGUGGAAAACAUUGGGAUUUGCAUUGCCUACUCUGAAUCAUUUUACAGAACCGACUCGCCAGAGAAAAUCAGUAAAGUUGUUCAAGUGAUUAAACAGGCGUCUACUAAGGUGGUAGUAGCCUUUGUUCACGCUGGUGAUAUGCGACUUUUAUUGAAUGAGAUUUGGCGACAAAAUGUAACGGGUAUACAAUGGAUUGGAAGUGAGUCUUGGGUGACAAGAAAUCUUCUCCCGCCGGAACAAAGAGCGAUUUAUCUCACCGGGACAAUAGGUCCAGCCACCCGAAGGACAGAGAUAGAUAAUCUCAGAGAUCACCUUCAUCGUGUCCAUCCUUCCAACUUUCCUGACAAUAACUUAGUAGCGGAGUUUUGGGAAAAUCUGUUUAGUUGCUCUUUUAGCACAAGCCCGAAUGGGACAAGCCCGAAUAACUCUUCACGUCCUGUGCGGCAAUGCACGGGAAAGGAACAGAUGGAAGGCAGAGAGAAUAGCUACCUUCCGGCCAUAAUGGACGGGAGUUCAUACCACGUGUAUAAAGCAGUCUACUCCAUCGCUCACGCCCUGCAUGAUCUUUUAACCUGUGUCGACGGAGAUGGACCCUUUAUGAAUAACACAUGCGCGAAUAUUGCAAAUUUCGAACCUUGGCAGUUGCUGCACUACCUCCGCACCGUAAAUUUCACAGCGAAGACUGGAGAAACCGUGUAUUUCGAUGAAAAUGGUGACCCGGUACCCAGAUACGAAUUCGUGAACUUACAAAAGAAUUUCAAGGGCAGCGUCGACAUUGUAAACGUCGGAUAUUAUGACGGCACGGCUCUAUCUGGGCGCAAAAUAAUGCUUAAUAUCGAGGAAAUCAUGUGGAGCACGAGCGGAAAUACGCUACCACGAGCGGUUUGCUCUGAACCCUGUCCUCCUGGAACAAGGAAAGUCAGCCGAAAAGGGCAGCCGAUCUGUUGUUUUAACUGUGCAGAGUGCGCCGAUGGCGAGAUCAGCAACACCACUGACUCCACCGAUUGCAUCAAAUGUCCGUCGGAAUAUUGGUCCAAUGAGGCAAAGACCCAAUGUGUUCUCAAGAAGGUUGAGUUCCUAUCUUUUGGAGAAGUUUUGGGGUUUGUAUUAGUGACGCUUGUUCUAAUGGGAGUCUGCUUUACAUUGGCCACCGUUGCCAUUUUUUUCCGGUUUCGGGAGACUCCCGUGGUUAAAGCAAAUAACUCCGAACUCAGUUUCUUGCUGCUAUUCGCCCUUCUGCUUUGCUUCCUUUGUUCUCUUGCCUUCGUUGGACAACCUUCUGACUGGUCUUGCAUGUUGCGCCGCACUGCUUUCGGUGUUGUGUUCGUUCUCUGCAUUUCCUGCAUCUUGGGCAAAACCGUUCUUGUCGUUGUUGCUUUCAAAGCAACUCUACCCAACAGCAGCGUGAUGAACUGCUUCGGACCCUCUCAGCAACGUUUAGGCGUCUUCAUGCUUACACUUUUGCAAGGUUUAGUUUGCGUUGUCUGGCUGAGUGUGUCCCCUCCUUACCCACUGAGAAACAUGAUCCAUUACAGAGACAUUGUUAUUCUGGAAGGUAACGUGGGCUCAUUGAUCGCCUUUUACCUGGCGUCGGCCUAUAUUGCUCUGUUGUCCAUUGUGUGUUUAGUGCUUGCAUUCCUUGCCCGGAAACUCCCGGACAGUUUCAACGAUGCCAAGUAUAUCACCUUCAGCAUGCUGAUCUUUUGCGUUGUAUGGAUAACAUUUAUUCCAGCCUAUGUUAGCUCUCCGGGAAAGUACACCGUGGCUGUAGAAGUGUUCGCGAUUUGGGCAUCAAGCUUCGGUCUGCUUGUCUGCAUUUUUGCACCGAAGUGCUACAUUAUCUUACUGAAACCGGAGAUUAACACGAAAAAAUAUAUCAUGGCGAAAGGGACUUCACUGUAA
Molecule: messenger RNA, 2373 nt
Organism: Mobula hypostoma (lesser devil ray)
Lineage: Eukaryota; Metazoa; Chordata; Chondrichthyes; Myliobatiformes; Myliobatidae
Product: extracellular calcium-sensing receptor-like
Exons: 5
Coding region: 19-2373 (784 amino acids)
Biological process (GO): G protein-coupled receptor signaling pathway
Cellular component (GO): plasma membrane
Molecular function (GO): G protein-coupled receptor activity
Source: RefSeq, a predicted model, not a curated record